Molecule: messenger RNA, 3157 nt
Organism: Lactuca sativa (garden lettuce)
Lineage: Eukaryota; Viridiplantae; Streptophyta; Magnoliopsida; Asterales; Asteraceae
Product: P-loop nucleoside triphosphate hydrolases superfamily protein with CH (Calponin Homology) domain-containing protein
Biological process (GO): microtubule-based movement
Cellular component (GO): microtubule cytoskeleton
Molecular function (GO): microtubule binding; ATP binding; microtubule motor activity
Source: RefSeq, a predicted model, not a curated record
GGUCAUCUCUGCAACUUAAUUGAAAACUCCCCAUUCCCAUGUUUCUUCAGCCAAGAAGAUACACAACUUGAAGUCAUUACUCACUUCAUUCAGCAACCCCUCUCUCCCUCUCUAGAGUUUAGGGUUUUCACUUUCUUCCCUCAAGAAUUUCAGGUCACUAUCGGUGUUGACGCAGAAAAGCCAUUUUCUUACUGUUUUGGAAACUGAUUCGGUUUCCUUGAAUGAAAGAUUAAGAGAUUAAUUUGAGAUCGUUAGAGUUAAUGGAGGUGAUUGCAUCAAGAACAGGGCAUGACUAUAAUUUGGCUUCAAGAAAAGCCCAAGAAGCAGCUUGGAGGAGGUUUCAAGCUACAGAAUGGCUUGAGAGUUUCGUGGGUUCAUUAGGUAUAUCAAAGCAACCAUCAGAGAAAGAGUUUAUUUCUUGCUUGAGAAAUGGAUUGAUUCUUUGCAACGCCAUUAACAAAAUUCAACCAGGGUCGGUUCCAAAGGUGGUGGAGAUUACUCGGUUUCAUUCACAGUCGCAUACAUGGGAUUCUCAGCCAUUGCCUGCCUAUCAAUUCUUUGAAAAUGUUCGUAACUUUCUGAAAGCAGUAGAAGGGUUAAAUCUACCAGUAUUUGAAGCUUCAGUUUUCGAAAGGGAUAACAUGGAAGCAGGUUCGUCAACUAAGAUUGUUGAUUGCGUUUUGGCACUGAAAGAUUACACAGAGCGGAAAAACGGAUCUUCAAAGCGUACUCCAUUGAUGCAUUCAAACGGUAGAAUCCCUAGAUCGGGAUUAAAUUUGGAUAUCAACAGACAAUUAGAUUUGUCCGCUAAUCGUGAAAAGCAAUCACCAUCUCAAAACGACGCUCAGAAACUUGAAGAGUCGAUUGUUAAGGCUUUAGCUGAUUGCAUGAUUGAUGCGAAAGAAAACUUAGAUGGUAAUUUGCUGUCUUCAAUUCGCAAUGGAAAUAUGGAUUCCAUUAAGUCCUUUAGUAGAAUCCUCUCAAACACUUUGGAAGAACAACUUCAAUUCAAAUUGAACCCUAACAUGAAAGAUCUAACGAAAGAAAUCAGUGGAUCAUUUAUGAGUUCAGAAGCUUCAUCACCAUUGUUCAAAACAAGAAACGGAAAAAUGAAAUGCAAUCACUUGCAGGUGUUUCGAGAACAAGAAAACAAGCUACUGAAGCUAAAAUCAUUGUAUUCAAGCACCAAGACUGAGUUUGCAAACCUGCAAUUGCAACUCCAAAAUGAUCUAAAACAAAUGGAGAGUCAAGUUGAGGUAUUGUCCAUGGCUGCCAAUGGAUACCAUAAGGUUGUCAAAGAAAAUCGGACCUUAUACAACAUGGUCCAAGAUUUAAAAGGAAACAUUCGAGUUUACUGUAGGAUUAGACCUGCAUUUAGAACAGACACAAAGAACGUGAUUGAUUACAUUGGAGAAGAUGGGUCAUUAGUGGUUUUAGAUCCUUUAAAACCUCAUAAAGAUGGAAAAAAGUUGUUUCAAUUCAACCGGGUUUUCGGUCCAACUGCUACUCAAGAGGAGGUUUUUGCUGACACUCAGCCAUUGAUAAGAUCGGUUAUGGAUGGUUAUAAUGUCUGUAUUUUUGCAUACGGGCAAACUGGAUCUGGGAAAACACAUACAAUGUGUGGACCUUCUGGUGCUUCGAGAAAAGAUUUGGGAAUCAAUUAUUUAGCUCUGAAUGAUCUUUUUGAUCUAUCGAAUACAAGAGAAGAUGUUGUAAAAUACGAGCUUUAUGUACAAAUGGUAGAAAUUUAUAACGAACAGGUGAGAGAUCUUCUCACCGGAGAUCCCACAACCACCAGUAAACUAGAGAUUCGUAGCUGUACAUCUGAGAACGGGCUGAGCCUCCCUGACGCCACCAUGCACCAAGUCAACUCCACCGCCGAUGUUCUAAAUUUAAUGAAAAGCGGUCAAGUGAACCGCGCCGUGAGCUCCACCGCCCUGAACAACCAAAGCAGCCGUUCCCACAGCAUAUUGACUGUGCAUGUUCAUGGGAAGGAUGUGAACGGAGGCACGAUUCGAAGCUGUCUUCAUUUGGUGGAUUUAGCCGGAAGUGAGAGGGUGGAUAAGUCGGAGGUCACCGGCGAUGGACUUAAAGAGGCUCAGUAUAUCAAUAAAUCACUUUCGUGUUUAGGAGACGUGAUUACAGCUUUAUCUCAGAAGAACUCUUACAUUCCUUACAGAAACAGUAAGCUUACGCUGCUACUUCAGAACUCAUUAGGAGGAAAUGCGAAGACGUUGAUGUUUGCUCAUGUGAGUCCGGAAGGAGAUUCGUUCGGUGAAACUGUAAGUACUUUGAAGUUUGCUCAACGAGCUUCGACUGUUGAACUUGGUGCUGCUCGUUUGAAUAAAGAAAGCAGAGAAGUUAUGGAGCUUAAAGAACAGGUUGAGAACCUUAAACGACAAUUAGCCGAGAAGGAACCACCACGAUCGCCAUUACAGAAACUGAAACCAGGAAUAACGGUGGAAAGAACGCCGCCACCGCCGGUGAGGCCACGGAGGUUGAGUAUCGAGAACAAAUGUCCUCCUCAGAAGAGCCCUAAUGCAGUUGCACCACCAAACUCCGCCUCGAAAAACAGAGCAUUGAAAACAGAUGGAAAAACUAGGGUCUCAACACUUGUGCUACCGAAAACGCCUGAAUCAAAAGUUUCAAUCAGAAACGAAAUCGCAAUUUCUACUGAAAUCAAGGCGAAAUCAUCGUCACAUCAUAUAAAAAAAUCGCUUCGGACCAUCGGGAAACUCAUGAUUGGCUCCGACAAAAGGGCUCAACCGAAACCGAUUGAAGGGCCGUCACAGUCGCUUGCAAUCGUUUCUAGGCCAUCACGACGGCUGUCGCUAACGGGGAUUCAGCCACUAGAGAAACCAAGAAGAUCUUCCAUAGGCGGAGUUGAUCCUUGUGUUGAUGAAAGUCGGAAUGCGAAAACGCCACCGCCGUUGAAAAGUUCAAGCAAAACCAAGUGGAUGUGAUAAUAGUAAGAGUGAUAUGAUGAUGAUACGCUGACUCUGCUUUAACUUGAAGCAUGGUAUUCACAAUUGUUGAGCAAUGAUGGAUGUCGUACAACUUCUGAUUAGCUUAGCAUACAUAAUGACGACAUCUAUCAGUUUUAGUGUACAGAGAAAUUGAUUUAGUUUAAUAAAUGGAUACUCAUUAAUUUGAUUCA